This is a messenger RNA of Lonchura striata (white-rumped munia), 4686 nucleotides long. Lineage: Eukaryota; Metazoa; Chordata; Aves; Passeriformes; Estrildidae. The record is from RefSeq and is a predicted model, not a curated record.
AUGGCAUGGGGCAGGGCUUCCAGGAUUACUGAGUGGCUGAGAGUGAAGGAACUGGACAAGAAGGCUGCUGCACUAGGCAGGAAGCUGGCAAAAGGUCUGGAGACUGAUGAAGAAGAGGAAGAGGAAGAAGAUUUCUAUUAUACAUCUGAGACUGGGGCCUCGGGCACUAUCUUCAGCCCUGUGAAGAGCUGCUCCAGACUCUGCUCUGCACGAGACCUCUUUGCCAUCCCAACGCCACAGAGUUUCCAGGUUGGGAUUAAUGUAAUUGAAGCACAGAAGUUGGUGGGGGUGAACAUCAACCCCUUUGUUGUAGUCAAGGUGGGAGAGGAAAAGAGGCACACAGCAAUGCAGAAGUCAACAAACUGUCCCUUCUACAAUGAAUAUUUUUUGUUUGACUUCUAUGAGCCAAGGGACAUCUUAUUCCACAGACUCAUAGAGAUCUCGGUUUUUCACUCAAAGAAGAACUUGCAUAGGAACAUUAAAGAUGGAUGUUGAGAAACUUGCAUGGGAACUUGCAUAGGAACAUUCAAGAUGGAUGUUGAGACAGUGUACAGCCAGCCAGAUCACAGGUUUUUCCAGAAGUGGGCAGUUAACAGUGACCCCAUGGACACCCAGGCAAGUGUAAAAGGCUUUGUGAAGUGCAACAUCUCUGUCUCUGCACGCGGGGAUAUUAUGGGAGAGAGGCAGAACAUGAAUUUGUCUUUCAGGAAUCUGCUGCUGCCUAAGAGAUUCCCUUCAGAGAGACCCUGGGCCAGGGUCUGCAUCAAACUGUAUUCUGCUGAGGGCCUGUCCAGCAUGAGAGCAGGCAUCAUGGGUGGUAUCUCCAAGAUCAUAGGGGAGAGAAAAGUCUUUAUUGACCCAUAUGUGCAGGUCUCAUUCUGUGGGCAGCAGGGGGAAACAUCAGUGGAGACCAACACUACUGAGCCUGAGUGGAACGAGCACACUUUUGUUGAGAUGUUCCCUCCGAUGUCCAGGAAGAUAAAAGUCCAGGUGCUGGAUGAUGCCAGUGUCAGAGAUGUGGCCAUUGCUACACACUACAUUGACCUGCAGGAGAUCUCGGACCCUGACAGGAAAGGCUUUAACCCUAUGUUUGGCCAAGCCUGGGUGAACCUGUAUGGCUCCCCCCAGAACUCAGCUCUGUGGGAUGUCCACAAAGACUUCAAUGAAGGCAUGGGUGAGGGCAUCUUCUACCGUGGUCACAUCCUUAUGGCCAUCACAGUGGAGAUCUUCAGCAGCCCCAGUGCAGCAGAGAGGAAGCUUGGGUCUUACAGCUACCUACCCAUGACACAUGAAAAACCCUGUAUGUAUGUAUGGAGCUACUGGGAGGAUCAAGCCUGGAGACUCUGCAUUUCCAACCGGAUUGUCAGACUGGCAGAGUGCCUGGAGCAGGGGUUGGAUGAUGUGGGGAAGCUCUUGAGAAGAUCACAGGCUAAAGCAGAAGACUGGCUCAGAGAGGUGCUUGAGGAAUUUGUAUCUGGAUGCAGGCAAUAUUCACUCAGCGCAGAGAGAGAAACAAUGGCUCAUCCAAAUAACCUGGACAGAUGUCGGACAAAAUACCUGAUGCACAACAUUAUCCUGUAUUCAAAGCAGGGGCUCCGUGUGAGGCAGCACCUGACCCAAGACAAUGUCAAGGAGAAGGUUAAGGAGACCAGGAGGAUCCUGGCAAAGAUACGCUUCAUGGCUAAAGAACCUCGGUGCACUCUCCCUGAUGUACUCAUCUGGAUGCUCAGCAACAACAGGCGUGUGGCAUAUGACAGAAUUCCUGCACAAAACAUCCUCUACUCAGUAGUUGAAGAGGAGAAAGGCAAGGACUGUGCAAAGAUCCAGACUGUCUUUAUGAAGGUCCCUGGCUUACACACUGGUGAGAUUUUUGCCAAACUGGAAAUCUACAUGUGGCUUGGGGUAACCAAAUACGCGAAAAACUGUUUGGCAGAGCUGCCUGAGGAGUUCCUUUCUGAGAGUGAGCAGGAGAUAGCCCAGCUCUCAGCAUACAGCCCUCCCAGCCAGCUCAACAGGGAUGACUUCAGCUAUUUCCAGCUCUGAGCCCAUCUGUAUCAGGCUCGAGGGAUCCUUCCUGCAGAUGAUAAUGGCCUUUCAGAUCCAUUUGCAAGAGUGGUGUUUUCAACUCAUUGCCAGACCACUAGGAUGCUGGAGGAGACACUGAGCCCUAUGUGGAAUGACCUACUUUUGUCUGACCAGGUCAUUAUUGAUGGGAAGAAAAAAGAGUUGAAAACAGAGACCCCCAUCAUCAUAAUCAACCUUUUCAGCCACAAUAAAUUUGGCUCCCCUGAUUUCCUUGGGCAGGCCUUUGCUGUCCCACAGGUGAAGCUGGUCGAUGAGCCUUAUACUAAACCUGCCCUGCAGUUCUUCGAUUUCUACAGAGGCAGCAAAGCAGCAGGAGAGCUCAUUGCCACUUUUGAGCUGAUUGAGCUCGAUUACAGUGGCUAUUUGGAGCCAUCAGUGCCUGAGGAUGUGGAGCCCAAGGAGCCCAGCUACCUGGAAGACCCCCAUGCUGGACGGUUCAUCAUAGUACUGAAGGAGUUCUGCAUAGAGAUCCUGUUCUGGGGCCUGAGGGACCUGAAGAGAGUGAACUUGUUUGAGGUGGAUGAGCCCCAGGUGAUCAUUGAAUAUGCUGGUAAGAAGGUGGAGUCAGAGGUGAUUGUGUCCUACAAAGAGAACCCCAACUUCACUGAGCUGGUCAAAUGCAUGGAUGUAGAGCUUCCAGAGCAGAUAUACCUGCACCUUCCCCUCAGCAUCUUUGUGGUGGAAAAGCGUGCUUUUGGGCGCACUGUGCUUGUGGGUAGCCAUGUCGUGUCUGAUGUGAUGAAAUUGUCUCCCAGAAGGCUGGAGGAGGAACCAGAGAAUUUUCCCAAAGCUUGCAAUGUCUCAUCUCACCGUCUUCCAUCUCAGACUGUGGUAAACAUUGGACUGGCAGCUGGUUCCAUCACUCACUCCCUUAGUUUCGUGAAGGAAGAUGAAUAUGAAGAGGAUAAACCAGAACUGGAGGAACUGGAUUGGUGGUCCAAGUACUAUGCGUCCCUGAAAGAGAUGUAUAACCAGGCAUGCAGUGAUGAGGAGGAUGCUGAGAAUGAUGACUUGAAUGAUGCAGGAAGCUCUUCCAAUGAUAUUGAAGCAGAGGAUGAGGCAGUGAUUGAAGCUGAACAUGCUCAACCCAAGAGGAAGCUCAUUGCCACCCUUCAGAUCUACAACUCUGAGCUGGAACAUGAGUUUGGUAAUUUUGAAGACUGGUUGUAUAUUUUCCCCCUUGAUCAUAGCAAAGCAAAUGAGGAUGAAGAUGGAAAGAAUGAACAUUAUGUGGGGAAGUACAAGGGCUCCUUCUAUGUCUACCCCACUGAGGAAGCUGUUACAGAGCCCAAGGUCUCCCAGGGCAUUCCAAGGAACAGACCCAUCAAGGUUCUUGUAAGAGUUUAUAUUGUUAAGGCUACAAAUCUGUCUCCAGUAGACCCCAAUGGCAAAGCAGACCCUUAUGUGGUGGUGACUGUGGGGCAGCAGCAGAAGGACACAAAGGAGCAAUACAUCCCAAAGCAGCUCAAUCCUGUGUUUGGAGAAGUUGUGGAGCUGACAGUCUCCUUUCCCAUGGAAUCAGAACUCACUGUGGCAAUAUUUGAUCCUAAUUUGGUUGGAUCUGAUGAUCUGAUUGGGGAGACCAAGAUUGAUUUGGAGAAUCGAUUCUACAGCAAGCACAGGGCCAACUGUGGAGUGGCUGCACAAUAUGACUUAAAUGGCUACAACAUGUGGCAAGAUGCUUUUAAACCCACACAGAUCUUGGAUAGUUUAUGCAAGAAAAACUCAAUCCCUGCUGCUGAGUACAGAUGGGAGGAGAUCAAAGUGGACAAUAAAAUAUUCAAGGUCCCUCCAGAGGCUUUUCCUGAAGUGGACAUUGUUGCACUGGGAGAAGAUGUGAUCCAGGCCAUUAGCUAUGAGCUCUGUGUGAUUAUCUGGAACACAGACAAUGUGAUCCUUGAUGAUGUCAACCCAGUAACAGGAGAGCCUUCCAGCGACAUCUAUGUGAAAAGCUGGAUAAAAGGUCUUGACCAUGACAAGCAGGAGACAGAUGUUCACUUUAACUCCUUGACUGAGGAAGGCAGUUUCAACUGGAGGUUCAUCUUCCACUUCAGUUAUCUCCCAACUGAGAAGGAGAUCACCUACAGGAAAAAGGACUCUAUCUUCUCCAUGGAGGAAUCAGAGUUUCUGGAACCGGCUGUUCUGGUCCUCCAGGUCUGGGAUUAUGACAGGAUUUCAGCUAAUGACUUUCUAAGCUCCAUUGAGCUGAAGAUGCAUGACAUGGUGCGGGCAGCAAAGAGCUCUGAGCAUUGCACCAUCAAAAUGACCAAGGAAAACGCAACACCUCGAGUCUCCAUCUUCCGCAAUAAGUGCUUGAGUGGCUGGUGGCCCUUCAUCAAACUCAGAGAUCAAGAAGAUGACAAGAGAGAGGAAAGGGACUACAAGAAGAAGAAGAAGAAAACAAAGUGGAGCAACUCAGUCAAACCAGAGGACAUGGAAUUCACAGACUCCAGUGGGAACAAGUACUUCCUGACGAGUAAGGUGGAAGCAGAGUUCCAACUGCUGACUGUGGAGGAGGCUGACAAAAGUCCUGUUGGCUUGGGCCAAAAAGGGCCUGAACGCCUGGAAAAGCCCAAUUGCGACACUUGCAACAAGCACUAG